AUGUCUUUUUCAGAAGAAUUAUUACUUUCACCUUUAAGUAAUAUUAUUGUUCAUCUUUCUGGAAAUCAUCAAAUAACAGAAGAAUUAAAAAUAGAAGAAAAAUCAAUUCAAACUACAAUUACAAAAAUGAUUGCUCGUCCAUAUAAAAAUUCAAAACAACAAGAAUUAUAA
Molecule: messenger RNA, 171 nt
Organism: Funneliformis caledonium
Lineage: Eukaryota; Fungi; Glomeromycota; Glomeromycetes; Glomerales; Glomeraceae
Source: the annotation of a GenBank genome assembly